Messenger RNA from Penicillium malachiteum, 1482 nucleotides. RefSeq lists its product as uncharacterized. The transcript is spliced from 4 exons. Bases 1 to 1482 code for a protein of 493 amino acids. The record is from RefSeq and is a predicted model, not a curated record. Lineage: Eukaryota; Fungi; Ascomycota; Eurotiomycetes; Eurotiales; Aspergillaceae.
AUGCAUAUUUCUUUCCUUUUCGGUCUCGGAGUAGUCCUCCAGACCUAUGCACGACCUUUGGACAAGGAUUCUUUUACUGAACGCUCCUAUCCGUCUCUACCACGGUGUGCAAAUGACAAUGUCUGGCGGCUGUUCGAAGGCACAGAGCUACGAGCAGAAGCUAGCGCGUUCUGCAGCACGUAUAUCGAGAAGACUGAGACUCACAUUGUCACCGUGCAUCCUACUACCACGAAAACCGAGCCUGCAGUGACUAUCACAGCAGCAACACACCAUGUCACUGUCACCGAUACCUCAGUUGUACACCAUACCGUAACAUCUUGGUCUUCAAGCACGAAGAAUAUCCCUGUCACCGUGACAAGGGUAGUUGAUGCUGUUGUCUUAGCUACAGAUGUAGUCACUACCACUGAUACCACCCUCAUUUCCACUGCCACGGACGAUAUUACAACCACUAUCACGGACGCCACUGUCUAUAACACGAUUUUCAUUACUGAUGAUAUUACUACCACGGACGCCACUAUCUACGCCACUCAAACAGCAAUUGAGGACAUCACUCUGACUGAUGCCACUAUGACCAGCACGGCCAUUAUCCUCGCAACCGUUACUGCCGCAGCCGAGUUAGAGUCCAGAGAAAUCCAUCUCAAGGAAGUGGAGAUCCAGGAGAAAGACUCAAGGGGCAAAUGCACUUCCCCUGCUUGUCUCCACGCAAGUUGGGUGGAUAAUAUCCACACAAUCGAAGCUCACCUCGUGAGCAGUGCAUGCUCUUGUCUCGUAGAGCCUUCGACCAUCAUCGAGACAGUCACGAAGACAGGGAAUAAGGUGACGCGGACCAUAGUUCCUACUGCCCAUGUCACAGCCACAGACCAUAUCACAAAAGUCGUCACUCAUAUCAGCACCGAUGUCGUGGUUAAAACGACCGUGAUCGACAAGCCAUCCGAUAUCUUUGUGACUGUUACCGAUACCGUCACGUCAACAACUACCGACAUUGUUGAUGCCACUGCCCACUCAACCGAGACAGUCAUUGCUGAGACAACGAUAGAUGAGACUGCCACCGCCACAAGAACAGUCGUGACGAGUUUGACCAUCGAUGAAACCGCCUCGAGCACAGCUACGAUCACCGAUACAGUCACAAUUGAUGAGACCGCAUCAGCCACUGUUACGGUGACACAAACUACUACCGAGACCGCUGCUGCGUCCGUUCAAACGGGCAAUUGCGACACCCUUUCAAACCCUUACACCAACUCCGCCGGUCAAGAAUUCACCCUUGAUUGUGGACAUUACUACCCCGUCCAAUCAGGUGGCUCAGUGGCAGACUUCACUGUCAGCUACUUUUCGGAAUGUCUGGAUAAAUGCACUGAGUACUCCACGUGCGUUGGCGUAGACUUCGAUUCUUCGUCUGGCUACUGCGAAUUGUUCAAUUCUGCGCAUGACAGCGCGGCGACAUCAUAUGACUCGGCACUUAUAGUCACUGUCAGCGUUGUUUAG